AUGGAUCCUUCUAUUAUGGAAAAAAGCUGGGACGAACUUGCUGAUCCUAAACGUGUCUGGGUUGGAGAAGCAGGGAGUCGAGAAGAAGGUUUGGGCCGUCUUGUUCUUCUUACGCCCGAGCGCGUCGCAAAUGCAGCACAGAGCCAGAUCAAGGCAGGAAUACGAGUUAAUCUGGGUUGGGAUCUGAAUAAGCUCGAGUAUGCUUGUUUCAAUCGACAGCCAUGUGAGCUGAAGAUGGUGCCUCUGCUAGACGGUGUAGCAUUUGAUGAUAUCUACGUUAUGAACCCACAGCAAAGUAGCCAGUGGGAUGGCCUGCGACACUUCUCCAUGCCUCGAGAGGAUGGUAGCGCAGAGCGUGUGUUUUAUGGAGGGACUACGAAAGACGAGAUUCUGGACCGGUCCAACGAUAGAAUUGGUAUUCAGCAUUGGGCUCAAGAAGGAAUUACAGGCCGAGGCGUUUUAAUCGACUAUGCAUCAUGGGCAGAGAAAAGAGGUAUCAAGUAUACGACAUUUUCUCAACACACCAUCAAACUCGUCGAGAUCUUGGAAAUUGCCAAGGAAUGCAAUAUCACUUUCCAACGUGGCGACAUUCUUCUCGUACGCAUUGGUGUCAUUAAAGAGUGGGAGCAUGAGAUGGAUGUAGCAGCCAAGCAGGCCUACGCCGUCAGCACAAGCCCCAAGCACGCAGGUGUCGAGGGAACAAUGGACGUGCUCAAGUGGGUAUGGAAUACAGGGUUUGCGGCUGUGGCUGGCGAUGCGAUUAGUUGGGAGGUAUAUCCGCCUCUUGAGGGAACAAUCUUGAUGCACGAGUAUAUGCUGGCUGGAUGGGGGAUGCCGAUUGGUGAAUUAUUUGAUCUUGAGAAAUUGGCCGAGACAUGCAAGCAACUAAACCGCUGGACGUUUUUCAUGGUUUCGUCGCCAUUCAACAUGAAGGGUGGCAUUUCUUCUCCACCAAAUGCGCAAGCCAUCUUCUAG
Fusarium graminearum PH-1 is the source of this 975-nucleotide messenger RNA. RefSeq lists its product as uncharacterized. Lineage: Eukaryota; Fungi; Ascomycota; Sordariomycetes; Hypocreales; Nectriaceae. The transcript has 5 exons. The coding region runs from base 1 to 975 and encodes 324 amino acids. Gene Ontology annotation, molecular function: arylformamidase activity. The record is from RefSeq and is a predicted model, not a curated record.